Molecule: messenger RNA, 8174 nt
Organism: Varanus komodoensis (Komodo dragon)
Lineage: Eukaryota; Metazoa; Chordata; Lepidosauria; Squamata; Varanidae
Gene: NIBAN1
Product: niban apoptosis regulator 1
Exons: 14
Coding region: 62-3100 (1012 amino acids)
Source: RefSeq, a predicted model, not a curated record
GAGCCCAGCAGCCUCCCGCUCCGCUCCGCUCCGGCAGCAGCUCGCCGCGCACGGCGCCACCAUGGGAGGCUCCAGCUCCAGCUCGCUGGACGAGAGCAAGUGCACCUACAUCCGAGGAAAGACCGAAGCUGUGAUCAAGAAUUUCAGCCCACACUAUAAACGCCAGUAUGUCGUGUCCUUUUGCAAGCACAUCCAGAACGAGCAGGAGCAAGACAGAGACCCGCAGGCUCAAUUCUUAAAAACAAAGCCUCCUGUAGAAUCCAGUACAAUCUUUUAUGAAGGAGAAGCGCUGCAUUUUGCCGAAGACUUGAAGAAGUGGAAGGACAGAUACGUAGUGAUCAAUAACAACUAUGCUGUCGAAAGCUUUGACAGCAAAGAGGCUUUCCAGAAGGGAAUGAGUUCUAAAAGCUGCAUUGUACCUGUUGGAGGCAAAGUACUGACUACAGAGGAAGAAUAUAACAGACUAUCGGAUAAACAUUUCCCAGACCCGGCUGGUUCCAACGGAAAGGAGAAUGCCCAGGCUUUCAUUGUCCUUCCAAAGGAAUUUCCAGUCUAUCUGUGGCAGCCUUUCCUCAGACACCAUUAUUUCUGUUUCCCGGACCCGGAGGCUCAAAAGAAAUUCAGUGCAGCACUGAAUGACUCCAUCAGACACUCCAACCAUGACUUUUUCAAGCAGUCCUCCUUCGAAGCUGAAGCAUUUUUAGAAGCUGUCCAGUUUUUCCGCCAAGAAAAAGGCCACUAUGGAUCAUGGGAAAUGAUAACUGGAAAUGAAGUUCAGAUUCUCAGCAACCUUGUGAUGGAAGAGCUCUUGCCCAACCUUCAAACCAUGCUUCUCCCGAAAAUGAAAGGGAAGCGGAAUGACCGCAAGAGACUGUGGUUUAGUAUAUUAGAAGAAACCUACCUUCUGGUUCAAGAUCAAGUUUCCGAGGGAUUACGGACCCUGAAAGAGGAAUGUAAAGAAGUCACCACCAGCCUGGAAGGAAAUAUGCGUUCAAACAUGGACCAGAUCGUGACUUCUAAGAACUUCGUAGCUGACAAAAUAAAAGCAAAUAUAUCUGAGCCGGUCCACAUAUGCUGUGGCGAAAGUAUCCAGCCCUUCCUAGCUUCCAUUCUGGAGGAACUUAUGGGCCCAGUGAGCUCUGGGUUCAGUGAAGUCCGUUCGCUUUUUGAAAAGGAGGUCAGUGCAAUCAGCCAGAACUUUCAAGCAACGAAUGACAUCACAAAGCUGAAAGAGGACGUGGACCACCUCAUGGGUCUACCUUACAACUCUGUAAAGAUGGAGCUUUGCUACCAGAAAGUCAACCCUCUUCAGGAGAAGCUCCAGGACCUCAAGAACCGCUUCAAAGUCUAUGAUGUCGACAUGAUUAUUCAGAGGACACAAAACAUAAUGCAGGAGCUUCUGGAAAAUGCAGUCUAUACCUUUGAGCAGCUGCUGGAUCUAAACCAUCCCAGAGACACAGCCAAAAUGGCCACAGCCAUUGAAAAAGUCAAACUUCGUGUCCUGAAGCAAUUUGACUACGACAGCAGUACUGUCCGGAAGAAGAUAUUUCAAGAUGCUUUGGUCCAGAUCUCUUUGCCCACCUUGCAGCGGACACUGGCCUCAAGUUGCAAACUGGUCCUUCAGGAAUACGAGCAGUACAUCUUCGCUGAGCAAACCAACGUGAUACAAGUUGAAAAUGUGUACGAAGAGAUUCUACUUCAAAUGUUGCUCAAGGAAACCUUAAAAGUGAUAAAAGAGGCUGCCCAUCUGAAGAAGCAUAACCUCUACGAGGAAAUGACCCUGCCUUCUGAAAGUGUGUCCAGUCUGAGUGAUCUGAAGACCCCUCUGGGGUCAGCACAAAGCAGCCCUGCCAGGAAGCAAAUCACCAGUGUGUCAUCGGACACCGCCGCUCAAAGUAGUGAAGUGCCCACAGCAGAAAACAGUGUUCAGGACAAGGCCCAUGAGACUAGUAAGCUACUGGACCUCAAAGAAGAAAUUUCUGUGUCUGAUAUGCCAACUGAAGCCAAGGAAGAGGGGAUCAUUUCUGAUCUCCAUGGCAAUCAGGAAUCACCCACGGUGCUACCUGGGGUAUUCACAGAAGAGACCACUCCUCAGCCUUCAGAUGUAGUGGAAAGUACUUUGGAUGGAAGCACGAGAAGAGAAGAGAAGGUACCAGGAGAAGAGGAAAACCGUCCAGUUUGUGGUGAUGUGAAUGAAAUAAGAAACUUGUUGACCCUGACAAUGGAAGUGCCAGUAGCUAUUCCACCUGAGAAUAAAGAAAAGGUUUUACAUGAAUGUGAGAUUUCAGAGGUCCAGGAACAUGCAGAGAAAAUGGAUCAGGAGGACAAAGCAAAGGAACGUCAAGCAUGUGAGAUGCAGGAGCCCGUGCUCUUUCCACCCAGUGAAAAACCAGAUGAAAUAAACAUAAUGAGCAUCUCUGAGGAAGCAAGGUACAUACCUCACAAAGUUCCUUCUGAGGUGCUGGAUCUUUGUCAAACUUCAAGGGAAGAAUUGGAGACCCAGACAAGCAUGUCCCAUGCUGAUGUGAGUCCUGAUGACCCAUCCCAGACAAAGUCACCUGAUGGAAAUGGACCAUCCGGCCAGAGAGAAGCUGGUCCCUCCCUUCUCAAGGUUGGUCUCCCUGAUCAGAAGCCACAAGUGGAGCAGCAUGCUGAAAGGGAAGCCCUUGAUGGUGGGCAAGAAGGUCCUUCUUCCCUUCAGGCUGCCUUAAGGGAUGACAAUUUCCAAGCAGGCCAAAAGGACAAAGAAGAUUCGCCGGAAGCAGAACUCUCCCUUCUGCAGUCAGUCCUGGCGGAAGUGGGUGCUCCAUCCUUCUCGGGCCGUUCUGAGGAAAUGCAAGAGUCCAUUCUGAACAUUGCAAAUAUGACAAUCGAGCCGACAGGUCUUCCUGUUUCUGUAGAGGUAAAAGAAAGUGAGGGUAGCCCUCGGCAGCUGUUGGUUAACAUGGACUCCACAGCUUUCACCUUUGCUCAGGGGGAUGAUCCUGGUCAAACAGAGGCAUCUCUGUCAAGUGUGGAGGCUGCAAAUUCCACAGAAGGAGAAACAGAGAAACAGGAAAAUGUGGAGGACAGCUGUCCUCAGUCACAAUUUGAGAAUUAAAAGGGCUAUCUUGUCAAUCAAAUGCUUUAGCCUUGUAGUCAUUACAGGCAGAGUUCUUCAAAAUGAGAAUGGAGAGAACGAGCCAAACUCUCAAAUCCUAUUGGAAAGCACUCGUAUCUUUUGAAUCUGCAGGGGGGGUUUGAGAAUUUUGAUUUUUUUUAUCAUCUCUUUCUUCUGCGAGUUACUGCUUCUGGGAACUCAUUCAGUCCAGCCACUUGGAGGAGGGUCAUCCAAAAUUGCUUACCUUCACCAAAGUUGUGAACCCUUGUGCACCUGGUCAAUGUUGGAAUGACCAAGCUUCUUUUAAAAACUUUGAAAUGAUUUAAAAACAUGAGUCAACCAUUUACAAUGAACAGCCCAUUCAUAUUGAUAAGGGUAGUGUUGAUAAGUGGCUAGAAUUUAGGCAAAAGGGCUAAAAUAGGGAAUAAUUCAGAGAUAAUAAAAAUUGCACAAAGUAUGCUAAGAUGACGAUAAUGGGAAAUCUUCCGCGGGAAAGGGCGAAGGGAUUUGCUUGUUGAAAUUUUGUGCAGCGUAAUUGUGCAUAUCAUUUUGACCUUAACAGCUGAAUGAUCGUUUCUUCUGCAGAAAUUUUGACAGGGGAGUGAUCUGAUUCCACUCCUCUUUUUUGUCGAUAUUGUUGCUAUAUUUAAAGCUGCUGGGAUAGUUGGAGCAGGUUUCUUUGUCUUAUUUUUCUGCACCUUUUGCAGAGCACUUUAUACCCAUUUUUUUGAAUGGAAUGACAAAUGUUUACAGUGACGUGUGCCUCUGCUUGUUCCAGGAUACCUUGGCUAGCUCUAAGAGAUAAAAGAAGCAGCAACAUCCAAUAUUCAAAAUUCAUUAUACAACCUGUAUACAUUAGGCAAACCAAGGGUGUUUGCAUAUUCCUUACUGUAUAUAAUUUAUUCUGAUUCUUCGACUCAUGGAGAGAAACAAGGAGCAGUGCGGACACAUCAUCACUUUGAACUUCGCCAGAAUCAGGGUCAACUUCUUAAUUUGCCUACACAUUUUCUCUUGUAUUUCCGUAGGUAAAAAAGGCUAAACAUUUGCAAUUUUUAUUUCAGAAAGACAAGGGAUAAGGGAAGACCCCUGAAUGAUCUCAGAAUGGGCUUGGGCAUUCACAACCCUUCCCCCCUUGCUUAUGAUUUCAUAAGCAGCAGCACAUGGAAAGCAAAUUUGGACAACUUGUAGGCCAAAAUAUAUGGACAGGCAGAACUCCCUCUCAUCUUUCACGAUGGGCUGUGUUGGUUAGGACUGAUCCUCCAGAUGUUUUGCCCUGCAAGUUACCCUACAGGUAAGGGCUGCAUCCAACGCUCAGGACUCCUUUUCUGCUCCUUUGUUCUGCCGCCUGAUUAACACCAUUAGAUACAAAACCACAAAUGCCUAAAUUGCUUCUCUGGGCUGAUAGGAUGAUUCUGCUUUGAAAAUCAAGGUGCACCAUCAGUCCAUCUGCUCAGUGAAUCAUACGCUGCAACUACAUUAAAACUAACACCAUUAACAUGUUAAACUGUUAGAGUCACACCUGACGGUUCAACCACUGUGCUGCAUAGCCUUUAGCCAUCAAAGCUUCUUGUCAUUCUCUUGUCAUUGCAAUGCUGUCUGAACAAGGCACCUAAAAAUUGUACCAGAAGAAUGGCAAAACUCAUCACAGCUCUAGCAUAGAUUGAGAAAUGUAAGUGUACACCUCGGCUUACUUUGCAGUGAUUCCCCACCAGCAGUAUGGCCCAGGCAAAGACGUCAAUCCCCUAAAUGCAUUGGUGGCCAUUGAAGAGUGAGAACACCACCAGUUGUAGGGCUGUGGGAGCUUGUGACGUGCUUGCACCAAGGCAGAAGUGUUGGAGCUGCCCUCUGUCCUGUUUCUCGUAUACUACGCAGUUGCAUCUUGGUUCAUCCCAGAGAUGAUCAGGGCACGCCUGUAUAUGGGAAGGUAACCCUUCCUUGUUCUUUGGCCUUAGCUUGUGGUACACAGACUAAAAAGCUUGGCCAUCACUGCCUUAAUUUAAGUGCAGAAUCCUAGGCCAGAAUCUGAUGGAAUUAGCUGUAAAGGAGCCUUCUGCAGUGGGCAAAUGCAUAUUGAGGCAUGAAUAGGUAGUCCCGAUAUAUUAACUUCACGAUGUGGCCAUUAAAGAGUGGCUUCAGUUGACACUUGCUUCAGAAUGCUAGCAUAUGUUUGAAAGAACAUUAAGGACACAGGGCGCAACAUUGAUUUAACAGCAUAGUCCCAUUUUGCAAGCCCAUCAUAAGCCAUCUGGCUAAAUUUCUGUAGUCCAAUAACUUGUAAACAACUUUGCACAUCAACUUUGUAUACAGUUUUCUUCAGCAUGGCAAAUAGAAGGAUGCCAUUAGUGAUCAGAUUAAUUGUGCUACAGUAUUGUACACUUAAGAUCAAGUAUGAAGAAUUGGAGAAUACCAUUGUCUUGAGGGGCCAUGGAUAUGGAGGUCAAAAUAAUUACAGAUGACCAUCACAGACAUAUACUUCUUUGUGUUUGAUAACUCAACAUCCUAUUUUGAGUUCUAAACAGAGUGCUCUGAGUUCUAACAGAAGUCUGAGCUGCACAGAAAUGGUUCACUUUUAUAUUCCUAUAAAUUUUUUGCAGUUAUUGCUAUGAUGCUCAGCCGUCUUUCCUCUGACAUAAACUGGAAGUGUGGAAGAAAAAGAAAAGUAUGAACAAAGUCUCCUUUGCAACCUAACUUUAGAUUUAUUGUGCAAUGCUUUCAAAAUAAUAACUAUAUGGGAUAUUGUGACAGUAAUGAAUUUGAGCAAAACAUUUCCUAUGAGCUUCUGAACUGAAAGGAUUAUCUAUCGCUAAAUUCCUCAAUUUUCUACAUGUGCAGAGCACAAAGAAGCUUAACGGAGAUCUCUUCUUCUUGAAAGUUGUAGAGCAGGAACAAUACGUCGAGGGUGGCUUUCCCAACAUGCUGUCCUCCGCACGCCUCGGUUGCAAAUCUAAGACAUGAUCCUAAUGCAACACAGUAGAGAUUCACACCCAGGCUGCCAAUGCUGAACAGAAAAGUGCAAAUCCUAGUCAGCAAUAAACUUCACACUUGCUGCAGUGAGCACUGCUCUUCCCCGCACACAAUCAUGUUCCCCCAAUUUGACAAUUGGGAAGAGUUGGGGGAAAGGGAAGGGUCAGCACUGAAAUGAUGGUUUCUCUUUGCAGCCAUAACUUCAGCAAUGAAUCUAAAGCAGUGCACCUGUGAGACAUUUUGUGCAACUCAGAGACUUCUGCUAGGAUCCAAAGAACCCAUAAUCUUUGAACAUGCUCGUCCUCAUGGCUGUGGAUGAAAAUCUAAAACUGGUCAUUUAGAUUUAGGUAUGCAGUAUCAUGAGCAAAUGCAUUCAAGGGUUUUUUAAAAAAAAUCUCAGAAAUACUAAUUUUAAACAUAGUCCCCUUUGCUUCCGAAACCGGAAAUCAAAACAUAAAGCUUGCCACAAAAUGGACUGUACAGAUGAAAAGUUGUCUCCUCUGUCCCAGUGUUUCACUGUUUCUUGGAAUCUGCACAGACAAGACACAUUCUCAUUCCAGUACUUUCAUGUAAUAGUUUCUCUGUACAACCCCUUCACUACCCAGUUAGAUUGAACAUAUACUCCAUUUAAGAUUAAUGAGAUAAACAGAUGCUUCUUCUGUGUCAGCAGAACGCUAGAAGAUUAUUUAGAUAUGUAUCUUUGUGAAACGGUUACAAGCAUUUGGAGACUCCAAAAAAUGACUAUGAUCACAUAUUGGAGCAUUUGGGCAGAAUGACAUUACAAGAAACAGCACUGCUGCAAAAAACUGGAGCCUGGUCUUUCCUCCUUUGUGUACUAUCUAGCGAAAUGUACCUGAUUGCUACAGAGCACCCCUUUCAUGAAAGCCAACAAAUGAAGUCAAGACAAACAUGCUUCUUUUAUACCCAUGAGAUCUUCUCCAACACAGCACUCAGUUCAGAGGAAGGAAGAUCAAUUUUUCUGCAUCACCUCUAAACAAACUCUUUUAAACUUGUCUUCCCAAAAUAAGGUAACCCUACAUCCUAAUUUCCCCUCAGUGAUAGCAAAAACACAUGCUACCAACAGACAAUAUUGGCUGGUCCAUUCCCCUUCAUUCCAUACUCUCGUACUUGGGCACUCUCAAACGCACAGAUGUCCUUUCACCAAACUGUCCCAGGGUCAGUUCUUACCUGCUUCUGGUUGGUUUUCUACUCUCUCGUUAGCCAUUCCUUUCUGCCUUUCUUAUUCUUCUUACGGGCAACCAGCAGCUGUCUCUUCUGACAGAUUUGGCUGGUCUUCAGCUCAGCCUUCCUUACCUGGAUGCCCUCAAGAUGCUUUGGACAAUUCCCAUAACCCAUCAGAAUCGACAGUGGUCAGGGAUUGAAGCAUUUGUAGACCUUUAGAGAACAUCAAGCUAGGGAGCUGUCCACAGGAGGACUGCUGGGGAUGGGAAGGGAGAAAGGUGGAGCUGGAGGCUGAAGUGUUGCCACUUUUGUACCACCCAUAAUUGAAAGGAUAUUUUAAAUUUGGGGGAUAGGGAAGUUUUUUAAAAUCAUCAUUUGAACUGGUGAGUGCUGGCAGAAGUAUCCAGGUGCACCAUGCUGCCAACCCAGACAGAAGCUGUAUGAGAUAGUACAGAAAGAAGGCAAAAUUCAUACAACAGUUUUUGUCAGCGACAUAGGACCAUGCUUUUUACAGUUUUGCUUCCUUGAACUAGAGUUCCAAAGAGUUUUUUCAUACUUAAAUCCUAACUCUAUUUACUUGGAAACAGGUCCCAUUGCUUUCGGUUGGGCUUUGAGUAAGUCUGUUGAGGGAUGUAGGCUUAAGAAGUCAACUCCUUUGUUUUCCUGUUUUUCUUGUUGGGGGUUUGUUCAGUGUUUGACUAACAGACAUCAGAUGUUAAGUUUCUCCCCUCAUUCUCUUAAUAUCAAACUAACAUAACCAACAUACACUAGCUACAUAUAUCAGUAAUUGCUUUCUCAAGGGCAGGAUGGGCCAGGGGUUAUUUAGGAUUCUUCAUCUGAUUAACCAGCUUGAGCAGAGAAUUAUGAAACACAGUAUGUGCUUAACCUUUCUUAAAUGCUUGUGCCAAAAUAAACACAUAAUAACCUC